AUGCCCCUUAGCCCGCCCAUUGGCCCACCCCCUCCCCUUCCCCCUUGCCUCUCCUUGACCCACUCCCCCCCCCCCCCCCUUGAUCCCCCUCCCCUCUUGGCCCCCCCCCCCUCCUCCCCCAUGCCCUUCUCCCUCUUCCCCCCCUCCUCCCCCCCUCCUUGCCUUGACCCUUGUUGCCCCCCUUGCCUCCCUGGGGCCCCCUCCCCUCCCCCCCCCUUGCCCCUUGCCCCCUUCCCCCCCCCCCUUGCCCCCCCGCCCUCCCCUCCCUUGUACCCCUUCCCCCCCUCCCCUCCCCUCCCCCUUUGCCUCCUCUUGCCCUUGCCCUUGCCCCUUGCCUUCCCCUCCUCCCCCGUGUCCCCCCCUCCCCCCUCCCCUCCCCCCCUUGAUUCCCUCCCCUUCCCUCCCCCUUGCCCCCUUCCCUGCCCCUUCCCCCCCUUCCCUCCUCCCUCUCCCCCCUUGCCCCCCCCUCCCCUCCUCUUCCCCCCUCCCUCCCCUACCCCCCCUUUGCCCUUGAUCCCCCCUUCCCUCCCCUUGGAGGGCACCCUUGCCCUCCCCGUCUUGAUGACUGUCUCAAUCCUGCCGCACACGGCGCCUGAGUUCCUCCAGGAUUACAAACCUCCUCCGUUUAACUACGAAGACCCGUCCCUGCGCUACAUCCGCCACUGCAGCCCCCGCCUCAUCGACAACCUGCCCCCGCGCCAGAGGAUGCACCACACGCCCUACAUGCACGACCUGAGGCGAUGA
Knipowitschia caucasica is the source of this 744-nucleotide messenger RNA. The record is from the annotation of a GenBank genome assembly. Lineage: Eukaryota; Metazoa; Chordata; Actinopteri; Gobiiformes; Gobiidae.